CUACAUCGUGUCAAAAUUCUUUCAUCGGUUUAUGACAUAUCAUAGAAGAUUGAGUGUAAUAAACACACGAAACCUUCACCUUUAUGACACGUUUUGUUUUGGGGUGGGUACUUGGCUGUUCCUACUGGACAGACAACAUUCAGAAGAAACGGUAGAUCGGUUUACAAGCCAUCAUUGAAGUACAGCAGCAGUACCAGCGACGAGAGACAAAGAAGACAACUUGGAAAUUGGCAGGAUGAGGCUGUGGCCAUUUUUCAUUUUCCAUCUCCUCUGUGUGGUGGAUGCCAACGGCGAGAUCACGGUGAACGACUUCACCAACCAGGAGAAAACCAACAUCUUAGACGAGCUCACAGUUGAGGAGCGCCAAUUACACCUCAGCAUCGUGGCGGCGCUUAUGGAUAGCGACCAGGAUAGUUUUGUGACCACGGAGGAACUGAGUAAUUGGAUCAAACGCAUGUACAAGGUGUGGGUCUUCCAGAGAAUUGACAACCAGUGGCCACAGUUCGAUCUCAACGCCGAUGGUCUGGUGUCAUGGGAAGAGUACACCAACGUCACCUACGGAGAGCGUAUCAAUCGCCCUGAACCCAAGGGUAGCCAUGGGCUCAAAUGGAUGCUGGCGCGCGACGCAAAGAGGUUCAAGGUUGUCGACCAGGACGAGGACCAGAAGGUGAACAGAGCGGAGUACGCCGCUUUCCUUUACCCCGAGCGUUUCGAUCACAUGGAAGAGACUGCCAUACGUCAAACACUGGGAGACAUGGACGACAAUGGGAAUGGCGUGAUUGAAUUGGGAGAGUAUAUUGGUGAACUGCACCUGGAGGAAGGCGAGCCGGAACCAGAGUCGGUGUGGCUCAGCAAGCGCAAUUUCAAGGUCCUGGACAAGGACGGGAAUGGCAAUUUGGACACGGAUGAGAUCAGAGAAUGGAUCAAGCCCAUCGAUCACAUCCACGCUGAAGAGGAGGCCAAGCGCUUGGUCUCUGAGUGCGAUGCGGACAAAGAUGGCAAGUUGUCCAAGACUGAAAUCCUGGACAACUACGACAUGUUUGUGAGCAGCAAGGCCACCAAUUUUGGAAGAGCCCUCGUUCAACACGAUGAGUUCUAAAUUUUUAUGAUUGUUUUCUCUUUACAGUUGACUUCAUUUGGUAGCGCGCUAAUUACUGUUCUCUAAUUUGAAGGCAGGUUUUUCUACAAAAUUUAUUUUUAGGGUUAACUUAAGCAUGUAGCGUGCAGGAAGAAUAUCAACUAGUGAUUGUUCUUCAUUUAGAAAAUUCUCUUUAAUAGUAAAGACAAGUCUGAAUUUCAGAUAGGCUAAUUCAUUUCUUCAGAGUGGGCGAUAAAAUGUUUAGAAUGAAGCAUUAUUUGUGUCAGUUAAAAAUAAAUACUUCAGCAUGAGGUU
This is a messenger RNA of Syngnathus acus (greater pipefish), 1393 nucleotides long. Its product is annotated as calumenin-A-like. Lineage: Eukaryota; Metazoa; Chordata; Actinopteri; Syngnathiformes; Syngnathidae. Gene Ontology annotation, molecular function: calcium ion binding. The transcript has 7 exons. Gene Ontology annotation, cellular component: endoplasmic reticulum. The record is from RefSeq and is a predicted model, not a curated record. Bases 236 to 1099 code for a protein of 287 amino acids.